Molecule: messenger RNA, 969 nt
Organism: Polychytrium aggregatum
Lineage: Eukaryota; Fungi; Chytridiomycota; Chytridiomycetes; Polychytriales
Exons: 1
Coding region: 77-757 (226 amino acids)
Molecular function (GO): protein binding
Source: RefSeq, a predicted model, not a curated record
CAUUGAUCCCAAUGCCCGGGUAUAUAGAGCGUGGGUCAUCCCAUCGUCCAGAUCCAGAGCGUCGCCAGCAUCCACAAUGGAGAGCAUGUCACUCGUACUCGAGAUCAUCUCCAAUGAGAACACAUUCAUCGCCCACUGCUCGCUCGACACUGUGGCCAAGCUAUUGCGACUCUCCAAGCGCACACGAGCCCUUGUGAAUCGACGAUUCACCAGGUUCAAGUUGUGGUGUGGACAUCACAGAAUCUCGCUGAUCCACUUCUGUGCACGAUGUUCUGAACUCAUCAACGCAACCAAUGCACUCUUCCCAUUCUUUCGCGAUCAACGACUCGAUGAUAUGAGCUGGGUGAUCGAUAUGGCCAAUACCACCAACCACCCCGAUGUCCACUACAUCCUGGGUCGAUACUUUUCAAAGUCAUUUGGCGGCCCUGGUGUCGACGACAGGGCUCUCUGCAAACACCACUUCAAGAAGGCUGCUGCCCAGGGACAUGCAGAAUCGCUCUAUGAGCUUGGCCUCAUGCAGCAAUCCAAGUUCUACGUUCGAGGACAGCAGCAACGACACUGGGUCAAGAUGGAACAAUACUUUGCUCUGGCCAGUCAACAUGGCCAUCUCAGAGCAACAUACCAUUUCGCCAGAAAAGAAUGGAAAAGGACAGAUGCCACUCCUGAAGAGAAACAGAAUGCCAUCGAGAUCAUCAAGGACCUUCGUGACAAGGGUGAUGUCAUGGCCUGGAAACUACUGGGUGAACUGGGUCUCUGAUCCACUCAGAUCAGAUCUGUCCAUGAACCCUGUCCAUUCAGCUUGUACCAGAGCUUGUUGGUCGAGCUGCUUGUGACAUACACUGCAUUACCGCUGUCGUCGCUGUCACACAUGAUCGCCGUCGUGGCAGUGUUGGUCGCCGUGUCCGCACUCCAUGAAACGCUGCUAGUCAUGUUGGCACUCGAAUAAUAUAUCUUGCCAUCUGUACCCAC